AUGAACGCAGAUGCAGACCCCGUGGUCAUUGUCUCCGCGGCGCGGACCGCCAUCGGCUCCUUCAAUGGUUCCUUAUCUUCUGUUCCUGUCCAUAAUCUAGCCGGAGCUGUCAUCGUAGAAGUCCUGAAGAGGGCCAAUGUGGCUCCAGCUGAUGUGUCAGAGGUCAUAUUUGGACAUGUUUUAACAGCAGGUUGUGGGCAGAAUCCGAUACGACAGGCCAGUGUAAUGGCUGGAAUCCCCUACAGUGUUCCAGCAUGGAGCUGCCAAAUGAUCUGUGGGUCAGGCCUGAAAGCCGUGUGCCUGGCGGCCCAGUCAGUGGGGACAGGAGAGUCCAACAUUGUGGUCGCAGGAGGCAUGGAAAACAUGAGCAAGUCUCCUCACAUGGUCCACUUGAGAGCAGGAAUAAGGAUGGGCGAGACUCCUCUCCUCGAUAGCAUACUCUGUGAUGGGCUCACAGAUGCAUUUCACAACUAUCACAUGGGCGUUACAGCUGAAAACGUAGCCAAAAAAUGGAAAGUCAGUCGGGAGGAACAAGAUAAAGUCGCGGUCAUGUCCCAGAACAGGACAGAGCGUGCUCAGAAAGCUGGCCAUUUUGACAAGGAGAUUGUACCUGUGUCGGUACCUUCUCGAAAAGGUGUUACUGAAGUUAAGACUGAUGAGUUUCCUCGACAUGGGAGCAACUUAGAAGACAUGUCCAAGCUGAAGCCUCACUUUCUUUCCGAUGGGACGGGAACAGUCACUGCAGCUAAUGCUUCAGGCAUGAAUGAUGGUGCUGCUGCUGUGGUCGUGAUGAAGAAGUCGGAAGCUCUUCGUCGUGGGCUGAACCCUUUAGCACGGAUUGUGUCCUGGUCACAAGCAGGUGUGGAUCCUUCCAUUAUGGGAACAGGACCAAUUCCAGCAAUAAAGCAAGCUGUUGCAAAAGCAGGUUGGUCACUACAGGAUAUUGAUGUAUUUGAAAUCAACGAAGCCUUUGCAGUCCUCUCUGUUGCAAUAGCUAAAGAACUGGGAUUAAGCCCAGACAAGAUCAACAUCCAAGGCGGGGCCAUAGCCUUGGGCCAUCCCCUGGGAGCAUCUGGCUGUCGGAUCCUGGUGACCGACCUCCACACCUUAGAGAGAACUGGAGGGACCCGUGGUGUUGCUGCCCUGUGCAUAGGGGGUGGGAUGGGCAUAGCAAUGUGUGUUCAGAGAGGAUAG
Molecule: messenger RNA, 1194 nt
Organism: Elephantulus edwardii (Cape elephant shrew)
Lineage: Eukaryota; Metazoa; Chordata; Mammalia; Macroscelidea; Macroscelididae
Gene: ACAT2
Product: acetyl-CoA acetyltransferase 2
Exons: 9
Coding region: 1-1194 (397 amino acids)
Biological process (GO): fatty acid beta-oxidation
Molecular function (GO): acetyl-CoA C-acetyltransferase activity
Source: RefSeq, a predicted model, not a curated record